AAAAAAUAAAAUAAAAAAAAGGUUUAUGACUCAAGAGUCUGUCCAAUCAAAACAUAUGUCAUGAUAAGCCACCACAGGUACAAAAUCAUGGCUGCUGAAGCACCAAAGACCGCCAAACGUGAUGCCCUUCGUGCACUUGAAGACAAGGCACGUAGCCUUUGGGAUAACGAAAAGGCUUUUGAAAUCAACGCCCCUACUAUUGAAGAACACCCCAACUCAGAGGACCUUCACCAAGUUUAUCCCAAGUACAUGUCUACCAUGCCUUAUCCUUACAUGAAUGGUCGUCUUCAUUUAGGUCACGCCUUUACUUUCUCAAAGAUUGAAUUCGGUACUGGUUAUGAACGUAUGAAGGGUAAGCGAGCUCUUUUGCCUCAAGGUUUCCAUUGUACCGGUAUGCCCAUCAAGGCCAGUGCAGAUAAAAUUGUGCGUGAAAUGGAAAUGUUUGGUAAAUAUUUCGAAAAGUAUGAGGAAGUUGCUUUAGCCAAUGACCUUGAAAAGAAAGCUGAAGUCAAGAACGUCAAGAGUAAAGUGGCUGCCAAGACAGGUAAUGUCACUUACCAAUUCCAAAUCAUGUUGUCACUCGGUAUUCCCAAGGAAGAAAUUCACAAAUUUGCUGAUCCUUAUUACUGGACUGAAUUCUUCCCUCCUCAAACAAUUGCUGAUUUAAAUGCUUUUGGUGCCAAGGUUGAUUGGAGACGUUCUUUUAUCACCACAGAUGCUAAUCCUUACUAUGAUUCCUUUGUUCGUUGGCAAAUGAGAAAAUUGAAGGCAAUGCAAAAAAUCAAGUUUGGUGAACGUUAUACGAUUUACUCUAUUUUGGAUAACCAACCUUGUAUGGAUCACGAUCGUGCUUCUGGUGAAGCUGUAGGUCCUCAAGAAUACACAGGUAUUAAGAUGAAGGUGCUUGAAUGGUCUGGUCCCGCUCAAGAAGCCCUUGCUUCUUACGCUGAUGUACUCAAGGGCAAGAAUGUGUAUUUGGUCGCUGCUACCCUCAGACCUGAAACCAUGUACGGUCAAACCAACUGUUUUGUAGGCCCUGACCUUGACUAUGGUAUUUACAACAUCAACGGUACCGACGCCUACCUCUGUACUGAACGUGCUGCUCGUAACAUGUCUCAACAAAAGAUCUUUGCUGAUGGUCGUACGACCAUUGAAAAGUUGGCUGACAUUAAGGGUGCUGCUGUUGUUGGUACCAAGAUUCAUGCUCCUCUGAGUAUUUAUCCUUCUGUCUAUGUGCUUCCUAUGGAAACUGUCUUGGCUACCAAGGGUACUGGUGUUGUUACCUCUGUGCCUUCUGACUCUCCUGACGAUUUUGCCACUUUGUCUGAUCUCAAGAAGAAACCCGAGUAUUACAAGAUUGAUCCCUCUUGGGUGCAAGGUUUUGAGCCUGUUCCUUUGAUCGAUACACCCAACUAUGGUAACUUGAUUGCUCCUAAGCUCUGUGAAAUCAAAAAGAUCAACUCUCAAAAGGACCGUCUUCAACUUGCUGAAGCCAAGGAAAUUGCUUACAAAGAAGGUUUUUACCAAGGUACUAUGUGUAUUGGUGAAUUCAAGGGUGAAAAGGUCCAAGAUGCCAAACCCAAGGUCAGAGAAGCCAUGAUCAAGGCUGGUGAAGCUUUUGCUUACAGUGAACCUGAAAGUUUGAUCAUCUCUCGUUCUGGUGAUGAGUGUGUUGUUGCUCUUUUGGAUCAAUGGUACAUUGAUUACGGAGAAGAAGAAUGGUUAGCCAAAACCAAGAAGUGUUUGUCUCAAAUGAACACUUACACGACUGAGACCAGAAACCAAUUUGAAUCUGUCUUGGACUGGUUGAAUAAGUGGGCUUGUGCUCGUAGCUUUGGUUUAGGUACCAAGUUGCCUUGGGACGAACAAUUUUUGGUUGAAUCUCUCUCUGAUUCUACUAUUUACAUGGCUUAUUACACUGUUGCUAACCUCUUGCACGGUGGCUCCAUUAACGGCAGAGUUGUGGGUUCUGCUGGUAUCAAGCCUGAACAAAUGACCGAUGCUGUUUGGGACUAUGUCUUUAAACUCACUGAGUACCCUGCUGAUUGUGGUAUUCCUCAAGCUACUUUGGAUCGCUUGAAGCGUGAAUAUGAAUACUUUUACCCUCUUGAUAUCCGUGUUUCUGGUAAAGACUUGAUUCCUAACCAUUUGACCUUCUUCAUCUAUAAUCACACUGCCAUCUUCCCUGAAAGCAUGUGGCCUCGCGGUAUUCGUUCCAACGGUCACUUGAUGCUUGAUUCUAAAAAGAUGAGUAAGUCCACAGGUAACUUUAUGACCAUGAACGACGCUGUCCUCAAGUACGGUGCUGAUGCUACUCGUUUUGCUCUUGCUGAUGCCGGUGACUCUGUGGAAGAUGCCAAUUUUGAAGAUUCUACUGCUAAUGCUGCCAUCUUGCGUCUCCACACCCUUUUGGAAUGGGCCGAAGAUCAACUUGCCAAGCAAGACAGUCUUCGUGAAGGUGAAUUGAACUUCUUUGACAAGAUCUUUGAGAAUGAGAUGAACAAGUUGAUUCUUGAAACCGAAGCUGCUUAUGAAGCCACUUAUUACCGUGAAGUCUUGAAGUACGGUUUGUUUGAAUUCCAAGCUGCCAAGGAUGCUUAUCAACAAGCCAGUAUUGAAUGUGGCAUGCACAAGGACCUUGUGAUGCGUUACAUUGAACUCCAAGCCUUGCUUGUGUCUCCCAUCACACCUCACUGGUCUGAACAUAUCUGGGGUACUUUGCUCAAGAAACAAGGGUUGAUUGUUGAUGCUCGUUUCCCCAAGGUCUCUGCUCCUGUUGAUGAAUCACUUGAUGCUGCUACUCGCUAUAUUAGAAAGACCAUCAAGUCUGUCCGUGAUGCUGAAAUUGCUUUAGGCAAGAAAAAGAAGAAGGGAAAGGCUGCCGAAAACGAAUACAAGGCCAACGAACCCAAGUCCCUCAAGAUCUAUGCUGCUACCAAGUUCCCUGAAUGGCAAGAAACUUGUUUGGUUACCAUGAAGAAUAACUACAAGGAUGGUCAAUUUGAUGACAACACCAUUCGUCAAGAGUUAGGUGCUCAAGGUAUUCUCAAGAACAAGAAAGCCAUGCCUUUUGUUCAAGAACAAAAGAAAUUGAUCCUCAAGGAAGGCCCCUCUGCCUUUAACCGUGCCUUGAACUUUAACGAAGUUGAAAUACUUCACAAGGCCACUGAUGAACUCAAGCGUGCCCUUGGUUUCCACACUAUCACUAUCCUCGGCCAUGAAGAAUGGACUGAAGAAGACUUGAAGGCUGCUGAAAGCUCUGUUCCUGGUGCUCCUUCUUUCAGCUUCAAGAACGAAUCUCAAUAAUUUUUAUAAUUUGUAAUUAUUUAUUAUUAAAAAGAAAAAUAGA
Molecule: messenger RNA, 3349 nt
Organism: Gilbertella persicaria
Lineage: Eukaryota; Fungi; Mucoromycota; Mucoromycetes; Mucorales; Choanephoraceae
Product: leucyl-tRNA synthetase
Exons: 5
Coding region: 61-3306 (1081 amino acids)
Biological process (GO): leucyl-tRNA aminoacylation
Molecular function (GO): ATP binding; aminoacyl-tRNA deacylase activity; leucine-tRNA ligase activity
Source: RefSeq, a predicted model, not a curated record